This is a messenger RNA of Xyrauchen texanus (razorback sucker), 6030 nucleotides long. It is a transcript of the gene myhb, whose product is annotated as myosin, heavy chain b. The coding region runs from base 93 to 5912 and encodes 1939 amino acids. Gene Ontology annotation, molecular function: cytoskeletal motor activity; ATP binding; actin filament binding. The record is from RefSeq and is a predicted model, not a curated record. The transcript has 41 exons. Gene Ontology annotation, cellular component: myosin complex. NCBI's taxonomy places the organism in Eukaryota, Metazoa, Chordata, Actinopteri, Cypriniformes, Catostomidae.
GCUCACAACUACCAGAUAAGAAUAUACAGAGGUGGCGAAUUAGAACAUCAAGACCAGUUCCCUAGAGUCGGUGUAAGACAAAGAGUGCCACCAUGAGCACGGACCCAGCGAUGGAGUGUUUUGGCCCAGCUGCCAUUUACCUUCGCAAGCCAGAGAAGGAGAGGCUGGAGGCACAAAAUAUGCCUUUUGAUGCUAAAACUGCAUACUUUGUUACCGAACCCAAGGAAAUGUACCUCAAAAGCGUUCUCAAGAGUCGGGAAGGUGGCAAAGCCACCGUGCAAACUCUGUGUGGCAAAACCAUCACAGUGAAUGAAGAUGAUAUUCACCCAAUGAACCCCCCUAAGUUUGAUAAGAUUGAGGACAUGGCCAUGAUGACCCACCUCAAUGAACCUGCUGUGCUGUACAACCUCAAAGAGCGUUAUGCAGCAUGGAUGAUAUACACCUACUCUGGGCUCUUCUGUGUCACUGUGAAUCCAUAUAAGUGGCUCCCGGUGUACGAUGCUGCAGUUGUGUCAGCCUACAGGGGCAAAAAAAGGAUUGAAGCCCCACCUCACAUCUUCUCCAUCUCUGACAACGCCUAUCAGUUCAUGCUCACUGAUCGUGAGAAUCAGUCUAUCCUGAUUACUGGAGAAUCUGGUGCAGGAAAGACUGUAAACACCAAACGUGUCAUCCAGUACUUUGCGACAAUCGCUGUAUCUGGACAGAAGAAGCCAGAGCAUGUUCCUGGAAAAAUGAAGGGUUCGCUGGAGGAUCAAAUCAUUGCAGCCAACCCCUUGCUGGAAGCCUAUGGAAAUGCCAAGACUGUGAGGAAUGAUAACUCCUCUCGUUUUGGUAAAUUCAUCCGAAUCCAUUUUGCAUCCACUGGAAAGUUGGCCUCAGCUGAUAUUGAAACUUAUCUCCUGGAAAAAUCCAGGGUAACUUACCAGCUGUCUGCUGAGAGGAGCUACCACAUCUUCUACCAGCUCUGCACUGGCCAUAAGCCAGAACUGCUGGAGGCUCUUUUGAUCACCACCAACCCAUACGAUUAUCCCAUGAUCAGUCAUGGUGAGAUUACAGUCAAGAGCAUCAAUGAUGUGGAAGAGUUCAUUGCAACUGAUACAGCCAUUGACAUCUUGGGCUUCAGUGCUGAGGAAAAAAUAGGCAUCUACAAGCUGACAGGAGCUGUGAUGCAUCAUGGAAAUAUGAAGUUUAAACAGAAGCAGAGGGAGGAGCAGGCUGAGCCUGAUGGCAAUGAGGUGGCUGAUAAAAUUGCAUACCUCAUCGGAAUAAACUCUGCUGACAUGCUGAAAGCUUUGUGUUUCCCAAGAGUGAAGGUCGGGAAUGAAUAUGUGACCAAGGGACAAACUGUUCCUCAGGUGUAUAAUUCAGCCAUGGCUCUGUGCAAGUCAAUCUAUGAGAAGAUGUUUUUGUGGAUGGUUGUUCGAAUCAAUGAGAUGUUGGACACCAAACAGCCAAGACAGUUCUUCAUUGGAGUGCUUGACAUUGCUGGGUUUGAAAUCUUUGAUUACAACAGCCUGGAGCAGCUGUGCAUUAAUUUCACAAAUGAGAAACUGCAACAGUUUUUCAACCACCACAUGUUUGUGCUGGAACAAGAGGAAUACAAGAAAGAGGGCAUUCAGUGGGAGUUCAUUGACUUUGGUAUGGACUUGGCUGCCUGCAUUGAGCUUAUUGAGAAGCCAAUGGGCAUUUUCUCCAUCCUUGAGGAAGAGUGUAUGUUCCCCAAGGCAACAGACGCUACCUUCAAGAACAAACUUUAUGAUCAGCAUCUUGGCAAAACUGCAUCUUUCCAGAAACCCAAACCUGUCAAAGGCAAGCCUGAGGCCCACUUCUCUUUGGUGCACUAUGCUGGGACUGUGGAUUACAAUAUUUCAGGAUGGCUGGAUAAGAACAAGGACCCUCUAAAUGACUCUGUGGUUCAGUUGUACCAAAAGUCUUCAGUUAAACUCUUGGCUCACCUAUAUGUUUCUCAUGCGUCCACUGAAGCCGAUGGUGGAGGUGCUGGCAAAAAAGGUGGGAAAAAGAAGGGUGGCUCCUUCCAGACUGUGUCUGCUAUGUUCCGGGAGAACUUGGGCAAGCUGAUGACUAAUCUGAGAAGUACUCAUCCACAUUUUGUGCGUUGCUUGAUUCCAAAUGAGUCAAAGACUCCAGGUCUUAUGGAGAACUUUCUGGUCAUCCACCAGUUGAGGUGUAAUGGUGUGCUGGAGGGAAUCAGAAUCUGCAGAAAGGGUUUCCCAAGCAGAAUCCUCUAUGGUGACUUUAAGCAGAGAUACAAGGUACUAAAUGCUAGUGUCAUCCCUGAGGGUCAGUUCAUUGACAACAAGAAGGCUUCAGAGAAACUUCUUACCUCCAUUGAUGUGGAUCACACCCAGUACAAGUUUGGACACACCAAGGUGUUUUUCAAAUCUGGCCUUUUGGGUUUACUUGAGGAGAUGCGAGAUGAAAAACUUGCAAUUCUUGUGACCAUGACUCAGGCCUUGUGCAAGGGCUUCCUUAUGAGGAGAGAGUUUAUCAAAAUGAUGGAGAGAAGAGAGUCCAUCUAUUCCAUCCAGUACAACAUCCGCUCAUUCAUGAAUGUAAAACACUGGCCAUGGAUGAAGCUGUAUUUUAAGAUCAAGCCUCUGUUGAAGAGUGCAGAGACUGAGAAGGAAAUGGCAGCCAUGAAAGAGAACUUUGAAAAAAUGAAGGGGGAUUUGGCAAAGGCACUUGCCAAGAAGAAGGAGCUGGAAGAGAAAAUGGUUUCUCUGCUACAGGAGAAAAAUGACCUGCAGUUACAAGUGGCAUCUGAAUGUGAGAAUCUAUCUGAUGCUGAGGAAAGAUGUGAGGGUCUUAUCAAAAGCAAGAUUCAGCUCGAGGCAAAACUUAAAGAAACAAGUGAGAGACUGGAGGAUGAAGAGGAAAUCAAUGCAGAACUGACAGCAAAGAAGAGAAAACUUGAGGAUGAGUGCUCUGAGCUGAAGAAAGACAUUGAUGAUUUAGAGCUCACUUUGGCCAAAGUAGAGAAGGAGAAACAUGCCACUGAGAACAAGGUUAAAAAUCUUACUGAGGAAAUGGCAUCUCAAGAUGAAGUUAUUAUCAAGCUGACUAAGGAGAAGAAAGCCCUCCAAGAGGCACAUCAACAGACUCUUGAUGAUCUCCAAGCAGAGGAAGACAAAGUCAAUACUCUAACUAAAGCCAAAGCAAAGCUUGAGCAGCAAGUGGAUGAUCUAGAGGGAUCUUUGGAGCUUGAGAAGAAACUUCGCAUGGACCUGGAGAGAGCCAAGAGAAAGCUUGAGGGUGACCUCAAACUAGCUCAGGAAUCCAUAAUGGACCUGGAGAAUGACAAGCAACAAAUAGAAGAAAGGCUAAAGAAGAAAGACUUUGAGACAAGUCAACUUCUGAGCAAGAUCGAGGAUGAGCAAUCUCUUGGUAUUCAGCUUCAAAAGAAGAUAAAAGAACUUCAGGCUCGUAUUGAAGAGCUGGAGGAGGAAAUAGAGGCAGAACGUGCUGCCCGUGCUAAGGUUGAAAAGCAGAGGACUGAUCUCUCUAGGGAACUUGAGGAGAUCAGUGAGAGGCUUGAAGAAGCAGGUGGUGCCACCACUACCCAGAUUGAGAUGAACAAGAAACGUGAGGCAGAGUUACAUAAACUGCGACGUGAUCUAGAGGAGUCCACCUUGCAGCAUGAAGCCACAGCUGCAAGUCUUCGCAAGAAGCAGGCCGACAGUGUGGCAGAGCUGGGAGAACAGAUUGAUAACCUCCAGCGUGUAAAACAGAAGCUGGAAAAAGAGAAGAGUGAGCUUAAAAUGGAAACUGAUGACCUGUCGAGCAGUAUGGAGCAUGUUGCCAAAUCAAAGGCAAACCUUGAAAAGAUGUGUCGUACACUGGAGGAUCAGGUGAACGAAUUAAAGACAAAGAAUGACGAACAUCUACGCCAGGUGAAUGACUUUGGUGCCCAAAAAGCAAGACUCCAGACAGAAAAUGGUGAAAUGGGACGUCAACUAGAAGAAAAAGAAGCUUUAGUUUCUCAACUUACUCGAAGCAAACAGGCUUACACGCAGCAAAUUGAAGAGAUGAAGAGGCAGCUUGAGGAGGAAGUCAAGGCCAAAAAUGCCCUGGCCCAUGCUGUUCAAUCUUCCCGCCAUGACUGUGACCUGCUCAGAGAGCAGUUCGAGGAGGAACAGGAGGCCAAAACUGAGCUCCAGCGUGGCAUGUCUAAGGCCAACAGUGAAGUAGCUCAGUGGAGAACCAAAUAUGAGACUGAUGCCAUUCAGCGUACUGAAGAACUUGAGGAAGCAAAGAAAAAGCUUGCCCAGCGUCUGCAGGAAGCAGAGGAGUGCAUUGAGGCUGUGAAUGCUAAAUGUGGCUCCUUGGAAAAGACCAAGCACAGACUGCAAGGUGAGGUUGAGGAUCUUAUGAUUGAUGUGGAGAGAGCUAAUGCACUGGCUGCCAACCUUGACAAGAAGCAAAGGAACUUUGAUAAGGUCUUGGCAGAAUGGAAGCAGAAGUAUGAAGAAAGCCAGGCAGAAUUGGAAGGAGCCCAAAAAGAGGCUCGCUCUCUUAGCACAGAAAUUUUCAAAAUGAAAAAUUCUUAUGAGGAGACUUUGGACCAUCUGGAGACUCUAAAGAGGGAAAACAAAAACCUUCAGCAGGAGAUCUCAGAUUUAACUGAGCAGCUUGGUGAGACUGGAAAGACUAUUCAUGAGCUGGAAAAAGGGAAGAAAACAGCUGAGUCUGAAAAAUCUGAAAUCCAAACAGCUCUUGAAGAAGCUGAGGCGACCCUGGAGCAUGAAGAAUCCAAGAUUCUUCGUAUACAGCUGGAGCUGACCCAAGUGAAGGGAGAGAUAGAUCGGAGAUUGGCUGAGAAGGAUGAGGAGAUUGAACAGAUCAAGCGAAACAGCCAGAGAGUGAUUGAAUCCAUGCAGACCACUCUGGAUGCUGAAAUCAGAAGCAGAAAUGAUGCUCUGAGAAUCAAGAAGAAGAUGGAAGGAGACCUCAAUGAGAUGGAAGUUCAGUUGAGCCAUGCAAAUCGCCAGGCUGCUGAAGCUCAGAAACAGCUCAGGAACGUCCAGGGACAGUUUAAGGAUGCUCAACUACAUCUUGAUGAGGCUUUACGAAGUCUGGAAGACAUGAAAGAACAGGUCGCCAUGGUGGAACGCAGGAACAACCUGAUGCUGGCAGAAAUUGAAGAGCUGAGAGUUGCUUUGGAGCAAACAGAGAGAGGCCGCAAAGUGGCCGAGCAGGAACUGGUAGAUGCCAGUGAACGAGUGACGCUCUUGCACUCUCAAAAUACUAGUCUUAUCAACACCAAGAAGAAGCUUGAAGCAGAUCUUAUUCAGAUUCAAGGUGAGAUGGACGAUUUAGUCCAGGAAGCACGGAAUGCUGAGGAGAAGGCCAAGAAAGCAAUUACUGAUGCUGCCAUGAUGGCAGAGGAGCUCAAGAAAGAACAGGACACAAGUGCUCAUCUUGAGAGGAUGAAGAAGAACCUGGAGAUUACAGUUAAAGACCUGCAGCACCGUCUGGACGAGGCUGAAAAUCUGGCCAUGAAGGGGGGAAAGAAGCAGCUCCAGAAACUGGAGGCCAGGGUUCGUGAGCUGGAAAGCGAAGUUGAAGCAGAACAGAGACGUGGUGCUGAUGCCGUGAAAGGUGUUCGCAAAUAUGAAAGAAGAGUGAAGGAACUCGCUUAUCAGGCUGAAGAAGAUAAGAAGAAUAUUUUCAGACUGCAAGACCUUGUGGACAAACUUCAACUGAAAGUCAAGUCCUACAAGAGACAGAGUGAAGAGUCUGAGGAAAUGGCCAACACUCACAUGUCCAGGUACAGGAAGGUGCAGCAUGAGCUAGACGAGGCUCAGGAGAGAGCUGAUAUUGCUGAAUCCCAGGUCAACAAGCUGAGAGUUAAAAGCCGUGAAUUUGGAAAGGGAAAAGAGGCUGAAGAAUGAACAAUGGGAAAGACAGUGGACAGAAACAAGAACUGAAACAUUUUAUAAGGAAAUGAUAUUCUUAUAAAAAUGUCCACUAGAUUUGUCUAGUAACUAAUAAAAAAUGCAUAUGAUCUGA